GCCUCCGUCGCCGAGACACCAACCGCCGACGCCCAAGGCUAAAUCCUCCACGGGCCAACCGCAACACGUCAUAAUUGAACCGAGCUCAAGAUACAUCCAUACAAUUCCAGCAUUCAACUCCACAGACGCCUCGCUUCACUGAUUGUCGGGGAACAUUGCUGGGUUUCCAUCGGUAGGAUGGGUGGCGCAGUUAGGUCCCCCGCACUUCAUCAGUGAUCACGAACACCAGCUGUGCAUGUCUACCGUGGGUGUUUAGGCAACCACCUUAUGUACCUUAUACCAGGCUUUUUGAAGCCUUCUACUUCAUUUGUCCCGUUCUCGGAAAAGACGAGAAGCAUGGCAGCUCGAACCAAUAAAGAUAACAAGGAUGCCUCGGGGAAAUCCGAUGGCCGCCCUGGACUGGGGCAGCUGGCUGAGCAGCACUUGGAGGACAUGGACGCUUGCAUACAAAACAGUGGCCUCGCCCCUGACACCCUAGCCCAGUUGAAGUUGUGGCAAGAGCAGCAGGAACAAACCCUGAAGGCAUGGGCAAAGCGGCCGGGGCGGGAACACACCUCUGAUGCCGACCGGUUCGGAGAGAGCCUGCAAGACUGGGAGCGGGCAAAGGCAACCUUCAUGGCCCAGGCGGCUGAACACCCGAAAGAAGACAGUACGGCGCGAGAUUUCUUCUCUCACUCCAGCGCCAAACGCGUCAACACGGACACCGUCAUGGCCAAGUCGCUCAAACAGCAAUAUCCCAACCUCGAGCUUGUCAUCACCCCGGCCCGGACCUGCAAUUUGAUCGCUUAUGCCCAGGCCGGCUUGGCCUCUUUCGAAACCAUUGGAGAAUCCAGUGGGAAGAACCCCGAGUCGCUGUCCUGGGACCUUUACGUCGCCCCAGCCCGACGAUUGGACGGAGCCCAGGGCGGAAUUGCGGAACGUCCCUUCUUCGAGAAGUAUCUUUACAAGUGGCGUGGCCUGGAAUUCAUCAUCUACCUCGUCGACGGACGCGACGGCUCCCAGAACUACCCUUCGGUGAUCAACUACUACAUCCUAACGCCCACCAAGGACAAGGCGCAGCUGCUAAUUCUCGAGGUCGGGCGAUGGGGUGCCGACAUGCACGGGGAGAUUCUCGUCUUCGACGGUGGGUACUGGCAGAAGAGCGGCGAGCUCUUCAAUAGCAUCAUGAAGGCCUCGUGGGACGACGUCAUCCUGGAACCGACCAUGAAGCAAGCUGUUAUCGACGACCACCUGACCUUCUUCACCUCGCGUGAGACCUACACCCGCCUCAAGGUGCCCUGGAAGCGCGGCAUCAUUUACCACGGCCCCCCGGGAAACGGAAAGACCAUCUCCAUCAAGGCGACCAUGCACAUGCUGUACAAUCUCAAGCCAGCCGUGCCGACCCUCUACGUCCGUAGCUUGAGCUCGUUCAGUGGUCCCGAGUACUCAACUCAACAGAUUUUUGCCAAGGCCAGGGAGUUCGCCCCGUGCUACUUGGUCUUCGAGGACCUCGACUCGCUCGUCACGGAUAGCGUCCGCAGCUACUUCCUUAACGAGGUCGAUGGGCUCAAGAACAACGACGGCGUCUUCAUGGUUGGAAGUACAAAUCACUUGGAUCGUCUUGAUCCCGGUAUCUCCAAACGCCCUUCGAGAUUCGACCGAAAGUACUACUUCCCCGACCCGAACCUCAAGGAGCGCAUUCUGUACUGCCGAUACUGGCAGUCCAAGCUGUCCGAUAACAAGGAUAUCGAGUUCCCAAACGAGCUUUGCAACGCUAUUGCUGCGACCACGGACGACUUCAGCUUCGCAUAUAUCCAGGAAGCCUUCGUCGCUGCCCUGCUAUCCAUCGCGCAGAAGUCGAAGAAGCCUGGGAAGAGUGACGAGGCCGGCUGGACUGAGGAUCUGGGCGACGGAUGGGUUGGUAUCCUCGGAGGGGGUGAUGCUGACGGUGAUCUUGAGAAGCUUGUCUUGUGGGCCGAGAUCAAGAAACAGAUCGCUAUUUUGAGGGAGGGAAUGGAGGAAAAGCAGAAGGUCCAGAUGUAGAAGUUGGCUCAGGUUAGAUACGCACGUGGAUUGAUAGCAAGGGCAAUUUUCCAACAACGGCGAUUCCUGACCAUCGAUAUAAUAUGCUUGCCCUAUUUGUCGUAUCCAUCACUACUUCGUAUUCAUGAGGGUUCAUCAAUGAAUCCUCCCGUAUAAUAAGG
Messenger RNA from Pseudomassariella vexata, 2183 nucleotides. RefSeq names its product P-loop containing nucleoside triphosphate hydrolase protein. Bases 268 to 2022 code for a protein of 584 amino acids. Gene Ontology annotation, molecular function: ATP hydrolysis activity; ATP binding. Gene Ontology annotation, biological process: protein import into peroxisome matrix. The record is from RefSeq and is a predicted model, not a curated record. Lineage: Eukaryota; Fungi; Ascomycota; Sordariomycetes; Amphisphaeriales; Pseudomassariaceae. The transcript has 3 exons. Gene Ontology annotation, cellular component: peroxisomal membrane; cytosol.